This is a messenger RNA of Diuraphis noxia (Russian wheat aphid), 458 nucleotides long. RefSeq lists its product as uncharacterized. The record is from RefSeq and is a predicted model, not a curated record. NCBI's taxonomy places the organism in Eukaryota, Metazoa, Arthropoda, Insecta, Hemiptera, Aphididae.
AAACACUAUAUAGUGUUGAUGUUGAACGUUUAAAUACUACAUAAUAUUAUUUUUUAUAUAUUUAAUUAUUGUGAGCUUUUUUACUCAUUAUGCCACAGGGAAAAUUCAAAAAUAAAUCUCAAGUUUCAUUUUCAAAGAAAAAGAGGAACGAACCAAGUAAAAGUAGAAAAGCAUGUCCAAUGCCUUCAAAAAAACACAAGUAUGAAGAAGGUCAGCGGAUUAAACGCAUGAUAAGUAAAAAUGUUAACAAAAUGGCUGAAGACGAUUUAAGAUCAUUGGCUAUGGAUARCAAGAAAGUGUUCCUUUCAAAGAAGAAGAAGCAAGUUGCACAAACAGUUAAAGCUACAGACCCUAAACCUAAACAAAUCAAGGUUACACAAAAAUGAUCUUGCCAUGUUAAAAUAAUAUGUAUAAUAUAAAUUAUUUUGAAAAUAUAUAGAUAUUCAAAUUUAAAUAAU